Prunus mume (Japanese apricot) is the source of this 2583-nucleotide messenger RNA. It is a transcript of the gene OEP80, whose product is annotated as outer envelope protein of 80 kDa. Gene Ontology annotation, cellular component: outer membrane. NCBI's taxonomy places the organism in Eukaryota, Viridiplantae, Streptophyta, Magnoliopsida, Rosales, Rosaceae. Gene Ontology annotation, biological process: chloroplast organization; embryo development ending in seed dormancy. The record is from RefSeq and is a predicted model, not a curated record.
CUUCCACUGCUCUUUUUUUCUCCGUCUUCUUCACCCAACCCCUCCCUGUUUUCAGUGUGGUCCAAGCUAAGCUCUAGGGUUUUUCCUUUCUUGAAUUGCAUCCCUAAAACCCUGCCCUCCUAUUUCCACACAAGUGUCUCUGCACCCAAACAACUCUCUCCGUUCUCAUUUCUCAGACCAAAUACAAUGCCGCCGAAUGACGAGGUUCGGUUCACUUCGUCGCCUUCUGUCAAAGUCCCUCGGCCCCUGAAAAAUCGGCAAUUGGACCUUCCCCUUCUGUUCGCUAGAACCAGAAACUCGUUUGCUCAACUCAUCGAUUCGCUCAAGACUCGUUCAGCUUUCGCACAAUUUCCACCAUUAAAAUGGCCCCCCUUUCUGUCCACCGAGUUGAAUCAGUGCACUGCAGUAACUCAAAACUGUCGCUCGCACUCUCUGCCUAUUCUUUGCUCCGCGUCGUUGUCCCUGACUCGGUCCGCUGAUUCGGCAGAGUCCGAAUCACGAAAUCGGAAUGCAGACCGCAGUCAGUUUGUAGGGAAGUCGCCGCUUUUAUGUUCAGCGUCGUUGUCUUUGACUCGGCCGGACGAGUCGACUCAGUCGCAGAAGGGCCACUCAUCAAGUCGGCACGACGAGGAGAGGGUUCUGAUAAGCGAGGUACUGGUGAGGAACAAGGACGGUGAAGAGCUGGAGAGGAAGGACCUGGAAGCGGAGGCCUUGGCGGCUCUCAAGGCUUGCCGACCCAACUCGGCGCUCACUGUGCGCGAGGUCCAAGAGGACGUGCAGAGAAUCUUCGAUAGUGGAUACUUCUGCUCUUGCAUGCCAGUCGCUGUAGAUACGAGAGACGGUAUCCGAUUGAUCUUUCAGGUAAAACCAAACCAGGAAUUUCAAGGGCUAGUAUGUGAAGGGGCAAAUGUUCUUCCAGCGAAGUUUAUAAAGGAUGCAUUCUGUGACGGAUAUGGAAAAGUUAUUAAUCUUAAGCGUUUGAAUGAAGUUAUUUCUUCCAUCAAUGAUUGGUACAUGGAUCGGGGCCUUUUUGCAAUGGUUUCAGCUGUUGAGAGUCUCUCGGGGGGUGUUCUUAAGUUACAAGUAUCAGAAGCGGAGGUCAAUAAUAUCUCCAUAAGGUUCCUUGACAGGAAGACUGGGGAACCAACUGUAGGGAAGACAAAGCCCGAAACAAUACUUCGCCAACUUACUACAAAGAAGGGUCAGGUCUACAGUAUGCUUCAAGGAAAAAGAGACGUGGAGACUGUAUUGACUAUGGGACUUAUGGAAGAUGUUAGCAUUAUACCCCAGCCAGCAGAUGCUGGUAAGGUUGAUAUCACCAUGAAUGUUGUUGAGCGACCGAGUGGAGGUUUUUCUGCUGGUGGUGGUAUAUCAAGUGGAAUUACAAGCGGCCCUCUUUCAGGACUCAUUGGAAGCUUUGCAUAUUCUCAUAGGAAUCUCUUUGGAAGAAACCAAAAGCUCCAUGUUUCUCUGGAGAGGGGCCAGAUAGACUCAAUAUUUCGUAUAAACUACUCAGAUCCAUGGAUUGCAGGAGAUGAUAUGCGGACGUCCAGGACUAUAAUGGUUCAGAAUUCAAGAACCCCUGGAACACUCAUCCAUGGUAACCAACAAGAUGGUAGCAACUUGACCAUUGGUCGCAUCACAGCUGGUAUUGAAUUCAGCCGACCCAUAAGGCCAAAGUUGAGUGGAACAGCCGGGCUUAUCUUUCAGCAUGCUGGUGCUCGUGAUGAGAGAGGAAAUCCUAUUAUCAAGGAUUUCUUCAGCAGUCCCCUAACUGCAAGUGGCAAUAACCAUGACGAUAUGCUACUUGCUAAACUUGAGAGUGUCUACACAGGUUCUGGUGACCAUGGGUCUUCAAUGCUGGUAUUCAACAUGGAACAAGGACUUCCUGUUUUGCCUGAAUGGUUGGUUUUCAACAGAAUAAAUGCUCGUGCCAGGAAAGACCUAGAACUUGGCCCUGCUCGCUUUCUUUUAAGUUUGUCUGGUGGCCAUGUGGUUGGUAACUUCCCACCACAUGAAGCAUUUGCCAUCGGUGGAACAAAUAGUGUAAGAGGUUACGAAGAAGGUGCUGUGGGCUCAGGUAGAUCUUAUACAGUUGGCUCUGGAGAAAUUUCUUUUCCCGUGAUAGGGCCAGUUGGAGGAGUUAUUUUUGCUGACUAUGGCACGGAUCUUGGAUCAGGCCCCACUGUUCCUGGUGAUCCUGCGGGUGCUAGGCUGAAGCCUGGAAGCGGGUACGGUUACGGGUUUGGCAUCAGAUUGGACUCACCAUUGGGGCCUCUUCGUCUCGAAUAUGCAUUUAACGAUAAGCAUACAAAGAGAUUUCACUUCGGGGUUGGACACCGGAACUAGGGCCCGUGUUACUUUGCCCGGCUGUCUGUUAAUUCAUUUAUUAUUCUUUUUCCUUGAUAUUGUACAUGCUUUUCUUCAUAAUGGUCUUGUUUCUUUGGGCUGCUUUGCCUUCAUCUUAUCCACUGUCAAAUGGGGAUAUUGUUUCGCUUUCACCCCCAUUUUACUUCCUUGCUCAUGAUCUGGGUCAGGCUUAAUACUCACGACCCAGUUCUAAUGAAAUUAUUUUCAUUACCA